CUUCGACAACACCAUUGCCAGAAUUGACUGUUCACGAUGGAAGAGAACGGAGAUGUGGAGAUGACUGGUCGCAGUCCAUCUCCAUCGCGUGGUACAAAAAGAUCUGCAGACGAAGCCUUCAACAGAGCACCGCCACCUAUUCGUGCUCUCCACCAGGAUGUUGUCAACAAGAUUGCUGCUGGUGAAAUCAUCGUCUCACCCUGGAAUGCCUUGAAGGAGCUUAUCGAGAAUGCGGUUGACGCUGGAGCGACCAUGCUUGAAAUUCUGGUCAAAGACGGAGGAUUGAAAUUGCUACAGAUCAGCGACAAUGGCCAUGGUAUCAACAAAGCCGACUUGCCUCUCUUGUGUCAAAGGCAUACAACCUCCAAGAUCAAAGAAUUCGAAGAUCUCACUUCAAUCGGCACCUACGGAUUCCGUGGCGAGGCACUUGCCAGUAUCAGUCACAUUGCUCAUCUUACUGUCACUACAAAGACACGCGAAUCGAGUUGUGCAUGGAAGGCUUACUACACAAAUGAGAAUCUCACACCAGUCAAGCCUGGGCAAACUCCAGACCCCAAACCUUGUGCUGGCAAACAGGGAACACAGAUCACUGUCGAAGAUCUCUUCUACAACGUGCCAACUCGCAGACGGGCCUUCAGAUCUAGCAGUGAAGAAUAUGCCAAGAUUCUGGACAUCAUUGGCAAGUACUCUAUCCAUUGCAAGGGUGUCGCGUUUUCUUGCAAGAAACAUGGUGAGGCUGGAACAAGUCUCAAUGUGCAGAGUCACCUUAGUAUGGUCGACCGCAUUCGCACAGUGUUCAACAGCGCAGUGGCAAAUGACCUGAUAUCUUUCGAGGUCGCUAACGAUCGCUGGGGAUUCAAGUCAGAGGGACUGAUCAGCAGUGCCAAUUACUCAGCGAAGAAGUCAACGUUCUUGCUAUUCAUAAAUCACCGCUCAGUCGAAUCGACGGCAAUCCGCAAAGCCAUCGACCAAACGUAUGCGACUUUCUUGCCCAAAGGAGGCAAGCCAUUUAUCUACCUCAGUCUUGAUAUCGAUCCAGCCAGAGUUGACGUCAACGUUCAUCCGACGAAGCGUGAAGUCGGAUUCUUGAACGAGGAAGAGAUUGUCGCAGUUAUUUGCGACGAGAUCCGUACCAGACUAGGCGCAGUCGACACAAGCCGUACCUUCAUGACACAAUCAUUACUAGGAUCGAAGAAGACCACGACUCCAAUAACACCAUCAGCACAAGUCCAAGGUGAAAUGUCGUUCUCCACACCAUUGCUUCAACACCAGGACAGCACGGGCUCUGUCAAAUCCACAACUCCGAGAACAACAGGAAAGCCAUACGAGAACAACCUGGUUCGAGUCGACUCACGUGUCCGCAAGAUCACAUCCAUGCUUCCUCCUACCCUAUCUUCCUCUCCAAGCAAGGGAAGUAGGGCAGAGGGCUUUGCCGAGGACGCGGAGUACGAGUUUGUUGAAAAAGAACAAACGACCAUCCGCCUCACUUCGAUUAAGGAACUUCGUGCAGCCGUGAGGGAAGAGCUUCACAGUAGUCUGAGUGACAUGUUCUCGAAUCACAGCUUUGUGGGCCUUGUGGAUACUACCAAAAGGAUCGCCGCUGUUCAGUCGGGCGUCAAACUUUUCCUGAUUGAUUAUGGUAUGGUUGGCGCGGAGUUCUUCUACCAACUCGGCCUGUCCGACUUCAGCAACUUCGGUACCAUCAAGUUCAAGGAGCCGCUGAGCGUGGGAGAUCUCUUGCGCAUAGGAGCGGAGUAUGAGCGCAAACGGACACCGAUCGACGACCAAGAACUGGACUGGAAUGAGGUCGUGCAAGUGACUUUGGAGCAACUCGUGCAAAGCAGAGGUAUGCUCAAGGAGUACUUUGCUCUCGAAAUCUCCGAGGAUGGUGAGCUGUUGAGUAUCCCUCUCUUGCUCAAGGGGUAUCUUCCAUGUAUGGCCAAGCUACCAACCUUCCUGCUCCGACUCGGUCCUCAUGUCAACUGGGAUGAUGAGAAGGAUUGCUUCGACAGCUUCUUACGUGAACUGGCUUCUUUCUACUCUCCCGAGGCCCUUCCUGCUGUGAACACAUCCACUGAAGCUUCACAAGACGCGCAAGAUGAAAUCAACAAACAUCGUGCCCACCUGGAAAGAGCGAUUGAAAACACGAUAUUCCCAGCCUUCCGAACAAGACUCGUCGCAACCAAGAGCCUCAGAAAAGCAGUCGUCGAGGUAGCAGACCUGAAAGGACUGUACCGCGUGUUUGAAAGAUGUUGAGCGUUCGCAGAAAUUGCUCUUUUUAUGUUGCUAUGAUACCACCUACAGUUUUUUUCUUCCUUCUUCUGUUGUUUGUUAGCAAAGGCAUUUUCGAGAUUAGCAGUUUAGACACUAGUUUGUUAAAGAUGCAUGUAAAUACAAUCGGCAUCUUUAAACAUGACACAAAGCAGUU
Molecule: messenger RNA, 2428 nt
Organism: Aureobasidium pullulans EXF-150
Lineage: Eukaryota; Fungi; Ascomycota; Dothideomycetes; Dothideales; Saccotheciaceae
Product: DNA mismatch repair protein MutL
Exons: 3
Coding region: 37-2256 (739 amino acids)
Biological process (GO): mismatch repair
Cellular component (GO): MutLalpha complex
Molecular function (GO): mismatched DNA binding; ATP-dependent DNA damage sensor activity; ATP hydrolysis activity
Source: RefSeq, a predicted model, not a curated record